AGGCGUGUCUUAUGACUUGUUUCGAACCAGAAUCAAAAUUGUUUUUUUCGGACAGCAGUGCUUUUUUAGAUAAUUUUUGAAAAUGUUGACACGCCGGCAAACGUACUUGCUUAUUUUAAUAAUUUACCUCGGCCUUUCACCGAUAAAUGGCACUUUGACGAAAAGUGACAAAAAGAAGAAAGCUGUCAAAAAACUUAACAUUAAAACUUUUGAAGGCCCAGUAGAGGAAAGUUUAGAGACGAGAGGACUGCUUGCUCCUUCUGUGAGAGCAAAAGACAUAUUAGCACAAAAUGCUGCCUAUCACAAAGAUGUUGAUGUGAAGCACCACAACACAACCACAGUAUUAGCUUAUGUUACCCCUUGGAACAGCAAAGGUUACGAGAUUGCUGAAAAAUUUACGAAAAAAUUUGAUUUGAUUUCACCGGUGUGGUUACAAGUGAAAAGAAGCGUUGAAGGAUCCUACACAAUUACCGGAGAACAUGACGUCGACAACGGUUGGGUUUCAAAAUUGAGGAAAAACAACCCCAGUAUCAAAAUCGUACCCCGACUACUAUUUGAUGAGUGGAGAGGAGAGGAUUUUGUUUCAGUGCUCAAAAGCCAAGCUGAGCAAACAAGACUGGGCCAAGUUUUGGUUAAAAUCUGCCAGAAACACAACUUUGACGGACUCGUACUUGAGUUUUGGUCACAGCUCGGAGGUCAAGCAAAAGAGCCCUUGUCUGUUAUGACGAGAAAUUUAGCAAGAGCAAUGAGGAAAAGUUCCUUCAUCACCAUCCUAGUCUUGCCACCAAUAAGGCACCGAGAACUUGAAUAUUUCGAUAAGACAGAUUUUGAUCGCCUAGCAAAUGAUAUAAAUUACUUCUCACUGAUGACCUACGACUUUUCAUCAGUGCAAAGACCCGGCCCGAGCAGUCCACUGCCAUGGAUGAAAGAUUGUGUCGAAUCUUUGGUGCCAGACAGCAACGAUGCAAAUAGGGAGAAGAUUUUGCUAGGGCUGAAUUUUUAUGGGAUGGAUUUCACAAUUAAUGGAGGAGGCCCGAUUUUAGGAAGGGACUUUUUGCAACUCUUGGAAAAUGUGAAGCCUGCGGAAAAGCUCAAGUACGAUGACAACUCGGAGGAGAACUUUAUUGAGCUCAAGAAAUCGGAUUCAAGCCAUAUUAUAUUUUACCCUACGCCUUAUUCAAUUUUGAGAAGAAUUAGACUUGCCGAGGAAUUUGGCACUGGACUUUCAAUUUGGGAAAUUGGCCAGGGCCUCGACUUUUUCUACGAUUUGUUGUAAUUUUUUUUCUAUAGCAAUAAAAUGGUUGUUACAAUGUAAAGUUUUUGAUAUUGAUUUGUCAAAAUCAGUUAACU
Messenger RNA from Neocloeon triangulifer, 1350 nucleotides. RefSeq names its product chitinase domain-containing protein 1. Gene Ontology annotation, molecular function: chitin binding; oligosaccharide binding. Lineage: Eukaryota; Metazoa; Arthropoda; Insecta; Ephemeroptera; Baetidae. The record is from RefSeq and is a predicted model, not a curated record. Gene Ontology annotation, biological process: carbohydrate metabolic process. Gene Ontology annotation, cellular component: extracellular region. The coding region runs from base 83 to 1276 and encodes 397 amino acids. The transcript is spliced from 8 exons.